This is a messenger RNA of Triplophysa dalaica, 2503 nucleotides long. RefSeq names its product tocopherol (alpha) transfer protein-like (gene ttpal). Lineage: Eukaryota; Metazoa; Chordata; Actinopteri; Cypriniformes; Nemacheilidae. The transcript has 5 exons. Gene Ontology annotation, cellular component: membrane. The record is from RefSeq and is a predicted model, not a curated record. Bases 288 to 1313 code for a protein of 341 amino acids. Gene Ontology annotation, molecular function: phosphatidylinositol bisphosphate binding.
GCUUGAGUUAUAUUCGGUUUUACAUGAAGUGCUUCAGUUUAAACCAAUAAAAACCAGUGUCUGCUGUCGGUGUUUUUAGAUUGAUCAUAAACUGCAUUAUAAGGCUUUUUCGAGCAACACAUUAGAGCCCAAUAGGGUCAUAACAUUGUAUUUGUUUAACACCAGAUAUUAAAUAUAUUUCAAUUUUUUGUGCUUUGUGGUUGGAUAUACGUUAUUUGCUGUUCCUUGUGAAAGAUCUUGUUUUGCCACAUACUCAGACCUGUAAUACACUGAUCCAAGAACAGCACAUGGAAGACCAAAAUUGUCUCCUUGAUGUCGGCCCUACAAGGGAAGAUGUGACAGGUGAGGGUUUCCCGGCCGCUCCUCCUCCCAUCUACACCUGCACCCUGACUCCUGAGCUGGUGGCCAAGGCACGGGAGCAGCUCCAGGAGAAGCCAGAAUGGAGGCCCCGGGAUGUCCAGGCAUUAAGGGAUAUGAUACUUAAAGACCACCCUAAUCUGAGAACGCGCUUGGAUGAUGCGUUUCUUCUGCGCUUCCUCAGGGCCAGAAAGUUUGAUUAUGACCGAGCCCUUCAGCUUCUUCUGAAUUAUCAUGCCAGCAGGAAAGCCUGGCCUGAGGUGUUUAAGGAUCUGAAGCCCUCCGCAGUGAAGCAUGUGUUGGACCUGGGCUUUCUCACCGUCCUGCCCAGACCAGAUCCACAAGGACGGUACACACUGUGUUUACGUCCAGGUAAAUGGAGACCUAAUGACUAUCCAUUUGUGGACAACGUUCGGGCCAUUUAUUUGACUUUAGAGAAGCUGAUUCAGCCAGAGGAAACCCAAGUGAAUGGAAUUGUUAUCCUGGUGGAUUAUGCAGGGGUUGGUCUCUCUCAAGCCUCUAAUCCAGGUCCUCUCCUGGCAAAGAAAGUUGUUAGCAUUCUUCAGGAUGGAUUCCCAAUAAGAAUAAAAGCUGUAAAUAUUAUAAAUGAGCCACGUAUCUUCAAGGGUAUUUUUGCCAUAAUUAAGCCCUUUCUUAAAGAGAAAAUGGCAGAGAGGUUCGUUUUACAUGGCUCAGACUUGGCUUCUCUCCACCGAGUCAUCCCUCCAUCUGUGUUGCCUGAAGAGUAUGGAGGAGUGUCUGGUAGACUUGACAUGUCAGCCUGGUCCAGAACGCUGCUGGAGGCUGAGGAAGAGUUUGUGGUGGAGUUUUGUCAGCCUGAUCCUCUGGAGGGAGUAAUUCUUCCAGACUCCAUGCUGUUUGAGGGAGAGCAAGCAGGAGCUCACGGAGAGGACUCUUUCAGACAUCUACGUUCUCAGCUUUACUAUUGUUACUGACCUCUAGUGACCUUGUCCCUGGUUCUUUUGUAGGUCAAGAUACAGACACUGUUUUAUGUCAAGAAGUGAGGUCUCUGUAUCUGGUCAUCUGCAUUUUAAAAACUUGAUUCUGGAGCAUACUUCAGAUCACACAUUAUCUUUCUUUUCAGAGGGAAAACCUGGGAUUUUAUUAUUUAGUGAUCAGUAUUUUUUUUCUUGUAUUUACUUUGUGUUAAAUAUCAUCAAUGUAUAUAUUUUUUUAAAUUUGCCUUAAUUUACAUUUUGUGUCAAACGCAAAUAAAAUCUACAUUUUUCUGUAGAUUGGACAUUGGUGGUAGUGGGUCAUGACAAUGAAAUCCAAAGCAAUAACACUUUGAGUACUUACAUAUAAAUGCAUUAUAUAACUCACAUAUGGUUUAAUAUAGUUAUACAACUAUAUUGUUAUUCUAUACUAUAGAUUGGUCUAAAAAAAACAAUGAUUGUUUCUUUUUCAUUUGUGGAUAGCACUGCUCUUAAACUGUUAUUUGCCUUACACUGUUAACAAAAACUGUGCAUUACUGAAUUUAUUAUUACAGACAACUGUGUUUUUUAAGUCAAGGUGAGUCAGAAAGUUGUGCUUAUAGAAUCUUUUGAGAUGAUGUGGAUAAGCUAAAUGUAUAUAGUAUUCUGAGUUAUGUCACAGCCACAUGUCCCUUAAAGAAGUGGCCAAUGUAAAGUUCUCAGUGUGUGUUUCCAUAUUGUUAUUUGCCAAAAUACUUCAUGAGAAUAUUGUACAGAUGUUGUAUAGAGAAUUGCGUGGUGUUUCAAAGACUAUGGGAUAUCGUUUUAUCGGUCCAGCUAAGCACAUUUUAUACCUUAUGUUAAAGCCUCAGUUUCAGUAUUGUAGUCAUGUGUUAUUGCUCAAAUACUUUAUUUUGUCUGAUUGUAGUAGUUGUUAACACAAUAAACACGAUUAUUUUCGGAUAAGAGUCGGAUUUUGUUGGCUGUGCUGUAUGGUUUGGAUUUUCCAGAAGAUGGAGACAAACACCACUUGAUAGACACUUCCUCCUAUAUCUGGUGUUACAGUCUUGUUUUGGAGUAACAUUCACUGGCUGUUUGUCAGUGUUCUCACAAUACUGCCAUUAUUGUGACAAUCGUAAAACACAGUAUGUUAAUUUGUGAUAUUUGUCGAUUUUGUUGUGAUUUGAUGCGCAGAGACGGACGGUUUACCA